This is a messenger RNA of Vollenhovia emeryi, 2903 nucleotides long. RefSeq names its product leucine-rich repeat-containing protein 15-like. The transcript has 2 exons. The record is from RefSeq and is a predicted model, not a curated record. NCBI's taxonomy places the organism in Eukaryota, Metazoa, Arthropoda, Insecta, Hymenoptera, Formicidae. The coding region runs from base 613 to 2619 and encodes 668 amino acids. Gene Ontology annotation, molecular function: protein binding.
UCUCUCUCUCUCUCUGCUUCCAGGCUCCAACCCCGGUUUCGUCCCUUCGUUUUCCCGUCAUCUUCGUUUAUCGUCUCCACCCUCCCUCCCCCCGCUCUUGUCCGUCUUGUCUUCUCCCUACUCUCGCGCGCGUUCUCUUCAACCCGCCGAGGCGUCUCCUUGACUUUCUUUUCCUCCGCCACGCAACACGCGACACCGUUACGCGCGCGUGCGGCAGCUCCGUCCGGCAAACGCUGACCGCUCGCGAUUGAUGGAUACGCGCGAAACGCGCCGGCGAUCGCGCCCCGCCGACCCUCGGUGUCCUGAUGGCGAGUCACGUGGAUCGGCGCGGACCCGGUGAUUCGGGCGAGUCGUCCCGCUAGCCCCCGGUUACAGUCCGGGCCGCGCCGCGACGGUGCGCGCGCGUGUGUGCGUGCAUGCGUGCGUGCGUGCGUGUGCGUGUGCGCCGUCUGAUCGUCGACGGAUGUCUACCACUGGACGGCCCGCGGAGUGACCGUGCACGGCGUGGAGGAAAUCCGCGGCGGAUCGGGUCGAUGUGCACAGGUCCGAGGAGACGCGCCGACACCUGGCCUCGCUCGGUGGCAGUUCCAGUCCGAAAGGAGCUCAUAUGGAAUGGCAUCACGUGGGCCGUCGUCGCCGUCGACGCUGCCGAUCGCGAUAGCGAUGGCCGCCAUGAUGACAGUCGUGGCUAGUGGUCUCUGCCCGGCGCGAUGCCGAUGCGACGACGAGAGCCUACGGGUCUCGUGCGCCUACGCCGGUCUCGAGGUCGUGCCGAUCCAGCUGAACCCAGAGAUCCGCCACUUGGACCUGUCGAACAAUCGCGUGACCAACGUGCACCUCACCUUCGGCUUCUACGGGAACCUCGAGAGCCUCGACUUGAGCUCGAAUCUCCUUCACACGUUGGGCAUGGCGAAUUUCGGCAUGCAGCAAAACCUGAUCGCGCUUAACGUCAGCAGCAACAUGAUCCACACUUUGGCGAGGAACGCCCUGGACGGACUGACGUCUUUGAAGGAGUUGAAUCUGGCCGGGAACAAUAUCUCGGAGAUAUCCGAGCAGGCGUUCAAGUCCACCAGCGAGCUGGAGGUACUGGACCUAAGCGACAACUCGAUCACGAGUCUGUGCGACGAGUUGUUGAAGAACCUGCACAAGAUACGGACUCUGAUUCUGAACAAGAACUCGCUGUUGGAAGUGCCGACGAAUAAUCUGGCUGUGGCGCCGAGCCUCGAGCACGUAGACUUGUCGGAUAACUUGAUACUGGAGCUCGACCGGGACUCGUUGCCGUCGUUACCGUCGCUGGUCUCCCUAAAUUUGUCGAACAACGUCAUCAGGUACAUCGCCGACGUUGCCUUCGAUCGUCUGCCGGACCUCCUGUAUCUGGACUUGUCCGGGAACAAUCUGACUUCCGUGCCUACGGCCGCUCUGGCCAGAUUGAACGUUCUGACGGGUCUCGUUUUAAGCACGAAUCCCCUCGGAUCCCUGGAGGCCGUGGCCUUCCGCAACUUGUUCGAGCUGAGGACCUUGGAGCUGAACGACUGCACGAUCGCGAACGUGAACGCGCGGGCGUUCGCCGACAACGUGAACCUUGAGCGUAUCUCGAUGGACGGCAAUCGGGAGUUGAGGGAGUUGCCGGCGCGAGUUCUCUACAGCGCCCGCUACCUCAAGUGGGUCUCGCUACGUCGAUGCAGUCUGGCGACCUUGCAGCCGACGCAGUUCCCCGUCGACGGGUUAUCGCAUCUACGGGUCGGCGGCAAUCCUCUGGUGUGCAACUGUUCGGUGCACUGGCUGUGGAACGUGAUCCGCGCGGAGGAGCGGCGGAACGAGACGCGGCUCGAGCUGGACACCUACGACAUCGUCUGCAGCGACGAAGAGUUCGCCGGCAGGGCGCUUAUCGCGCUCUCCGAGGGCUCCCUGCGGUGCCGCCUGAGCCCCCUGUACCUGUCGCUGUCUGCCGCCGGCUGCUUCUUGGCGGCCGCGGCCGUGCUCGCUCUGAUCGCGCGGCUGACUCGCGCCAAGAGGAAGAGACGGUCGCUGGCGUACGCGGCGCCGAGUCGUCCCGAGUUCCUGGUCUACGUUGGUAGGAGCGACAACGGGCUGGACAAGAGCGUCGAGUCGUACAGCCGCCGGCUGUUGGCCAGGAACAACGAGGAUAUCUCGUACGAUUCGCCGCGCGGCAAAGUGGCGGCGGCGAUGGCAGCGGCGGCGGCGGCGACGACGACGACGACGACGACGACGACGAUGACGACGACGACGACAACGACGACGACGACGAUGACGGAUUACAGUCCACAGUCGCGAGAGACCAACAUCUACGAGACGCCGCGAUACGCACGGCCCGGGCGUCGCGACGCCGUCGAGCCUACGUCGCAGGGCAAGCAACUGACGGUAGAGGAAGGGGUAUACGCGGUGGCGGAUGUGACCGAUCUGCGGGACGAGCCGCCGGAAGUGCUAUCGCUUUAUCGCGCGCGUAGCCCUCCCGUCGCCAGGUCGAACAUUCUACGGCGGUUCGACUACGGUUAUGAUUACGAGUACGAUUACGAUUACGAGCCGACGGCACCGCCGUCUCCGCCGCCGUCGCCGCCACCCCCGCUAUCCGAGAAACCGCAUGUCGUCUUUGUAUGAGGGGGAGUCGGACGGCCGGAAGUCGUAACGCGCAAGUUGGUGGGUUUAGCCACAGUGGUAAUCGGCGAGUCUGGGGGAUAGUCUGGCCGUUAGACGGAACCGGACGCCGUUGACUCCGUAUCCACGGGCCUUUAACUACUCGAGACUGUCUCGGGAUUAUUGCCUCGGCGUGGCGUCUUGAUACCCGAGGCGACCGGAGUCUGCGUUGGGAGCUGGAGUGUAAAGGCUGGUCUACAAUACAUGGAGUAAGCUGGAGUAAGGAGUAGAAGUAAGGAAAUAAAUCC